This is a messenger RNA of Rhodamnia argentea, 2484 nucleotides long. RefSeq names its product sister chromatid cohesion protein PDS5 homolog D-like. The record is from RefSeq and is a predicted model, not a curated record. NCBI's taxonomy places the organism in Eukaryota, Viridiplantae, Streptophyta, Magnoliopsida, Myrtales, Myrtaceae. Gene Ontology annotation, cellular component: chromatin; nucleus. Gene Ontology annotation, biological process: mitotic sister chromatid cohesion; DNA repair. Bases 372 to 2249 code for a protein of 625 amino acids. The transcript is spliced from 12 exons.
AACGUGAAAGCGCCAAUGAAGAGCAGAGUAUCACAGUCGAAGGAGCCAACCGAGAAACCAAAAAUGGGAGCGGAUUCAAAGCCCAAGAAUUCAGACCGAAUUCGUAGUAUCGGCGGAAUCCGAAUAUGGGUGUUCCUUAAUUUCGUUUUUGGAUGCAUCCCCGUGCAUGGUCUACACUUUGCUUCGAAUCCCCAAUUACUGCCUUUCCACUCCUGCUCUUGAGUUGCCCAGUUUUGAUUCACCUUUAAAUACACCACGAGUUUCGGAUUGCUCUCACUGCGAAGUCUGCAAGAAGAUAUCGGUGAUCUCUGUGCUUUUUUGAGCGUAAGAUUGGGUGUGUGAGUGACUACUCCUAGUAAAGAGAUAGAAAAAUGGCGUCUUGUCCUUCCUCAAUUGAGAGAAGUUUAGGAGUGAAGCUCAGAUUGGUUGGCAAUGGCCUCCUCAACACCCCUUCUUCCGUUGAUGAGCUUCUCGUUCUUCUCGAUGAUGCUGAGGAUCUGUUAGCUAAUGUGGAGCAAGGAGCUUCAGACCCUCUCCUAGAUUCCCUUCUUCCAGUUAUGAAGGCACUAAUUGCUGACUAUCUUUUGAAACAUUCUGUUGAGGGUGUUAGAGUUUCUGUAGCAUAUUGCCUCAGUGAGGUUCUGAGGAUAAGUGCGCCUCAAGAACCAUUCAAUGAUGAUCAGAUGAAGGUGAUUUUUGAGUUAAUUGUGGAGGCAUUUUCUAAGUUGUCUCAGCCGUCCACACAAUAUUAUGAAAAGGCCCUGUCCAUUCUUGAGACUGUUGCAAGGGUCAAAGCAUGCCUUCUUAUGCUUGAUCUUCAAUGCAAUUCGUUGGUUGUCCAGAUGUUUCAAAAUUUGUGGGCAAUCAUUAGGUCGGAUCCCAUAGACGAUGUACUGUGGGCUGUGGAGCAAAUUAUGACGGACAUCCUUGGUGAAAGUGAGGAUAUCUCCUUGGGGCUUCUCAGUCCUCUCCUUGGUAGUGUUCUAAAAGAAAAUGAGAAUGUCGCACCUUUGUGUUGGAAGCUUGGAGAGAGGGUCAUUGCCAGGUGUGCAGCUAAGCUCGGACCUGUUCUUCAUGGAGUGGUACAAUCCAAUGGCACCACUUUGGAUGAUUACUCUCCUGUUGUGGCUUCCAUAUGUGAAAAUGAGCCUACAAUGGUGGAGAAUAAUUAUGCUAAUGGUUCUUCACAGCCAGUGGUGGCUCAUGGUCUUGUGUUUUCCCCUGGAGAAGUUGUUCCUGAUCUGGAUAGUGCUCCUGGAUCGAGUACGAGUGAUGCUGCUGCCCUUCUUUUCCCUAAUAAUAUUGUUCCUAUUGCUAAAACAACUAUGGACAAGGCUGAUUCUACAGAUUCGAAGGGUUCAACCAAACUAGAAAUUGACUUAGAGGCGCUUCCAAAGAAAAGGGAACGCAAGCCAAACAAGUGGAUGAACCCCGACGAAGGCUACAAACUCUCUUGGCUAUGCAUAGAUAGGAAAAAUUCUGGUUGUAGAAGGCUCCUUAUGAAUGGACACGAUCUUUCAACUGCUCCUAAAAUUUCUUUGAGAAAGAGAAGAAUCCUGCAAAAGGUGAAUGUUGAACCAGAUGCAGGUGAUAGCACCGUUGCUCGCAAUGAGGAAGCUCCAGUCCCUGGUGAUCUUGCAGGGAAAAAACCGAAGCUCUCGACAGUGGGGGAAAGGAUGAGCAAUUUUAACAAGGCCGUAUCAGAGGGGUCUGGCUUGCCUGGCAGACGAUUAGUGGGUCAGAAAAUAAAGGUUUGGUGGCCAUUGGACGAGAUGUUUUAUUAUGGUGUCGUUCAAUGUUAUGACCCAUUUCGGAAGAGGCACAGGGUCUUGUACAAUGAUGGGGACAUGGAAUCGUUAGACCUUCAGAAGGAACGGUGGGAGUUCAUUAAGGAUGAUUUGCCAGAUGCACACCGGCAGGAGGCUGAUCAUCCGAAACCUGAACCUUCACCCGUCAUUCGGGACUACAAAAAGGGCAGCGGCAAGAAAUCAGAGUCACCGAGGAAAUUAGUGAUCAAACAGAACGUUGAAAGGGCCGAAGCAUCCUCCAGAGUCCCAGAAGUUAAAGUUGCGCAGUUUGGGAACCAAAAUGUGGGCAGAGACGAGUCCAGUGACGAUGAGAGCACUGAAGAUAAUUUAUAUGAGAUCAGGGUCCGGUCGAAGGAUGUCCAGCGAGAAUAUGGUAGCUCAAGCACGUCGGAUGAUUCGACUCCUGAAGCUAGCCCUCCUAGACCUUGGUGGCAGAAGUGAAGCUUUGUCGUCAUCAGCUUGGAAAAUUUUGAGGCUGCUUUGGAAGUAGUAGAAUAGCUUUACGUAGUGGUAGAAUUACUAGAAGUAAUGGGGGCAAGAUCUUGCAAGUUUGGUUCCCUUACACAAAGUAUAGAGGUGGUCUACGUGCAAGAGCUUGUAGUCUUUUGGCCCUUCUAUAGGCAUCACUGAUCUGUCAUUGCUCCUGGAAAUGUCUGCAACGAUGGAAAUGCAAUGG